Messenger RNA from Malus domestica (apple), 492 nucleotides. The record is from RefSeq and is a predicted model, not a curated record. NCBI's taxonomy places the organism in Eukaryota, Viridiplantae, Streptophyta, Magnoliopsida, Rosales, Rosaceae.
AUUGUUCUUUGCAUCAGCGUCUGAGAUCUGUCUUAUUAUACACAAGCACACACAUAGAAACAAAUAGAUCAAGCGCACACUUACAUACACACAGAUUCAAAUGGAGCGUUCAAUGCGUCUUAUUUCAGCUGCCUUCGUUGUUGUCUUACUUUUGGCCGCUACCGAGAUGGGUCCAAUGGGUAUUGAGGCAAGGGUUGAGUCAAGCAAGGCAGUUGAGGGGAAGAUCUGUGAGGUUCCGUGCACUCUGUUCAAAGGGUUGUGCUUUUCAUCUAACAACUGUAAACACACAUGCAGAAAGGAGCAAUUCACCAGAGGCCAUUGUAGUGUCUUCACCCGUGCUUGCGUGUGCACCAAAAAGUGCUAAUUAAUUAGUUAAAGAAAUGUAAUCUGUGUAGAGACUGUGCUUGUGUAAUGUGAUGGAUUGAUAUGGCCCUGUAUCCACAUGGUUUCUUUUGCUAAUAAAAUGAAUGACCCUGCAUGGAUCAUUACUCA